Schistocerca nitens (vagrant locust) is the source of this 675-nucleotide messenger RNA. RefSeq lists its product as uncharacterized. NCBI's taxonomy places the organism in Eukaryota, Metazoa, Arthropoda, Insecta, Orthoptera, Acrididae. Bases 94 to 627 code for a protein of 177 amino acids. The record is from RefSeq and is a predicted model, not a curated record. The transcript has 8 exons.
AGCGCUAGUGUCGCUCCACCUGUCAAACGGUGACAACUUUAACAGCAGUGGGUGUCGCGACUGUUAAUGUUAGACUGUGUGUCAUACUAACAAAUGUACACCGUGGAGAUAAAUAAGCAGAGCCUGACUGCAGUAAUGGACCACGAAAAAACUAUUUGGAUAAAAGAGGAAACAAGUGAGAUAUCAAGUUCACCAGGCUCCAUUGUCCAGGUAUACCCCUCUAGUGUGAAAAUAAAGGAAGAACCACAGGAGACUGGGAAUAAAGAGUUACUUCAAGAUCCAUUAAAAAUUGAGGCUCCAUUUUACAACACAAAGGAAGAUCCAGGACUGAAAUUGAAUGUGAGUCUCUCUGAACAUAGUUAUCUGGAAGACCCAUUGAUAGCCUCGGGGUCCACUGAUCAUAUUAAGGAGGAUUCAGUACUAAAUUUAGGAGCAGAAGAAAUUGAGACUUUUAUGUUCAGCAAUCCCGAAUACGAUCCUCUGGGAGUUAAGAUGGAGGAGGUGGAAGCCUCAACAAGAUAUGCAUCUGAUAGUGCAAGAUUGACUCAGACUACUGGUGGGAGCUGUGGCAUAUCAUGUGGAGAAAUUUAUCACCAUGGGCUGGUCCAGGAUGAUUCGGUGAUAUAGGAGAAGUCAACACAUGAGUUUGGUACAGAAAAUGUGACUAUUGACAAG